UGUAUUUAAAGGGGUGGACGGAUUGAUGUGCGUACGGCACGCAGGAUGGGUCAAUUCGUGUGCGCGUUGUUCUACGCGACAGCGCCUUCGGCUCGCGCGAACGGAAACGCAGCCCGAGACCCAGCCAGAUCGCUACAAGUUUGCGGACUCGCCUGUUUGGGAAGCAGGAGUCACCGGUCAGACAACAUUUCGAUGAAAAACAAGCAGCCACCGAGGCUCGAGUCGUACCGGCGUCAGGAGCGGUUUGGAGGAGCGGGGGGAGAUGAGUUGGAGGUAGACGGGCAGAGGAAGUCGAGCGCAGAAACGGAUCGGGUCGGUAAGUUUGACGGAGUUGCGAGGGAGGAAACGGGCGAAGCGAUCGAUGCGGGAUUCGGUGCGCGCGAGUGGGCUGAUUCACAAUGCGGAGAACGAGCUGCGGAGGACGACGAGAGGAAGACGCGUGAGUGGUGGAACAUGGAGGAACCCCGAGACCUCAAUAUAAACAAUAUCGGUUUUAACGGAGGGACCGCAUUAAGGCUGUUCUCACCGAUCCGGUCCGUUCCAUAUCAACCACCGGUUCUCUCCUCAUACGGACCGACCAGGCUCCUGGUUCCUCCACACCUGACUCAAACCCCACCAGCUGUCCAGCCCGCCUCGAAGGACAUCUCCAUCUCUGUCUCCCCUCCUGAACAGGACUACGUCCAUGGCGAGGGGUUCUCGGAGUACCGGGGUUUCCCCGGGACCAUCCCCAGACUCAUCGUGACCUACGACCCGGACCCGAGCCCGUGCCAAGCCGAGGACGCGGAGGUGGCCGAGCUCCCGCUGAGCUUCGGGACGUUAUCUUUGGACCUGCAGCCCGGCCGCGAGUCCCCGUGCUCGGACAGCGGCUGCGGGGGCUCCCCGAUCCCCCGCGUCUCUCUGCGCAAACUCUCCAGCUCGUCCUCGGCCGGGCUCUCGUCCACGUCUUCCUUCGAAGAGUCGGAGGAUGACAUAACCGGGAGCGACAUCGAGGCCGCUGGGUUGUCCCCGGAUAUGCGGAUCCGAUUCAUGAGUCCAGAAGACAUGUCCCGGCAAAGACCAUGGAGGAAGGUAAAGAGCAUGGAAAGCAUCACAUCCGAUAAGAAGCCUUGGGUGCAGUUAGCCGGCCACCCAGAUAAUUUCCAGGCAGGGGAAUGCGGUAGGCUGUUGAAGAAGUAUUGUGCGCGCGAGCAGCAGUGCCUGCAGCAGCUGAUGUGUGACUCGCUCAGGUUUUACGUACCAGGCUACUACGGCGUCAUGAAGGAAGGCAGUCAGGAAUACAACGUGAUGGAGGACCUGCUGGCUGACUUCGACUCUCCGUCCAUUAUGGACUGCAAAAUGGGCAGCAGAACGUAUUUGGAGGAGGAGCUGGUGAAAGCUCGUCAGCGGCCCAAGUUAAGGUUGGACAUGUAUCAAAAGAUGGUGGCGGAGGACCCGGAUGCCCCAACCGCAGAAGAAAGGGCUCAGCAGGCCGUCUUGAAGCCACGCUACAUGCAGUGGAGAGAAACCCUCAGCUCCACGGCCACGCUCGGCUUCCGUAUCGAGGGCAUCAAGAAAGCAGACGGCACGUGCAACACCAAGUUUAAAAGAACCAAGCGCAAAGAUCAGGUUAUCGCGGUCUUCAAGGAUUUUGUGGAUGGAGACACCCAGAUCCUGAGGACGUACUUACAGAGACUAGAGGAACUGCGCAGGGUGCUGGAGACAUCGGAGUUCUUCCAAACACACGAGGUGGUAGGCAGCUCCUUGCUCUUCGUCCACGACACUUCAGGAAUGACGCGAGUUCGGAUGAUCGACUUCGGGAAAACGGUGCAGCUUCCUAAUUCUCAAAAAUUGGACCAUCGCACUCCGUGGAGUGAGGGCAACCGCGAGGACGGAUACCUGUGGGGCCUGGACAACAUGAUCAAGAUCAUGGGCAACAUGAUCUAUGACAAAUUAUUUCCAGACCCAUGACUGAAGUGCUUACUUUACUUUACAGUGGAGCAGGGACCAAGGACGCAUUAGGGCCGGAUAGCUGUCACUUAACGGGUUCGGUGGCUAGAGACGGGACGUAGAACCCAACAGACAAGAGUUGAGUCUGAGUGCCUUAGCCGACUGAUGUUUAGUCACAUGGCAGGAUGCACAACCCACGUGCGCACUCGGACCAAAUGAACAGAUGUGUCUUUUAUUUUUCUGCAGCUUUGUAUGUUUAUAGGGGGAAAAAACUUGAGACUUUUUUUUUUUUAACAUAAUGAAAACACUAGAACACUGGAAAAGUACCCAUCUGUGUAUCCUCUAUUAAUAUUUUUAUAGUAGUGUAAAUAGGUUAAUUUAAUUUUAUUCCUAAGAACACUUUUUUCCCCCCUGCUUCAUGUUUUUACUGCGUCUGCUUUAGCAGUGAUGUAACUGACGACACCUUUUGUAUUAACCCUUAACCCAUUAUCCUUAACACAGGAGGUUAAAUCCUUAAUAUUUUAACACAGGAGGUUAACAUCUCAGGUAAUCGCAUACAGCAAUGUUUAUUUGAAAGAUUGAACUUUUUAAAUGAAUUUGGUUUGAUUUUUUUAUCCCCCCCUGUGAUUACUGAAAGCCAUAUUCGGCAUUCCAUAAAACAUUCCCAUGUUGAAAAUUUCCCUAAGGACAUGCGUAAAUCAUGAGUCUUAAAAGUAGUUAUGACUUUUUUCGAACAGUAAAAGCCAUGGAAAUUCAGUCAGACAGCUGGUUUUCUGGGCUGAAAUGUCACAGGACUAAGAUGGAAGAAGACACUUUGAGAUAUAUAUAUAUAUAUAUAUAUAUAUAUAUAUAUAUAUUUUUUUUUUUUUUUUCCCCUCCUUAAAGUAUUUCAAAAUCCUGACGUCAUUUUUUUUUUUGGGAGCCAGAGAACAAGAUCUUGUGUUUCCUGUUAAAUAAUACCAGAACACAUUAAAUAACUGGAGCCAAGAACACAGAUUAGUCACUUCCUGAAGCACUGCACGUUAUAUUCUGUAUAAACACUGAUUGUAUUAUUUUAUGUUCUUUAUAUCUGCUGACGUUCUACUAUCUGGUAGUUUGACCUUUUGGGAGGGGAUUUUUUUUAUUUUAUUUUAUUUUUUAAACCAUCAUUUGAUGAUGACUGGAAUGUUCGGUUGAGUAUUGUGACCUUCGGACUGUUUCGCAACUAUAAAAUGUACGAGCUAAAAUUCUGAUCCAGCGAAGAUUUGGAGCCAGCGGAGUAUUUUUGGGAGAAUAUUCCAAAACUACGCAAAUCGUAAACGACGUGUCGAGCAGAAUGUGUUGAACAGUUCAAAUCCCUCCACCCCACCCCCAAAUCUAGGAAAAACCAUUGAGAAAGCGCAUGUUGCUCAACCUUUGUGCUAUUACAUAAUCACGCGUGCUCAUAUAGUGACAAAUCUCUACUCAUCUCAGCGUUGUGUUUAAACUUGUCCAUUGGAAAAGUGUUUCCCCCCCCUUUUUUUUAUAGGGAAAAAAAGGCUUUGGUCUUUGAAACGACAGUAUUUACAUUUCUUAGCAUGAUUUUUCAUCAGAUCAGUGCAUGGUGGUUUGUAAUAUCUUUUGAUAAAGAUCACUUUAAAGGGCCGGUUUGUCAUUUUUAAUGUGUUCAGUGGUGAUGACUUGUUCAACACUGAUGAUUCUCUUUCCCUAUAACUCCUCACACCCAUGUUGUUGGAUUGUCUUUUAAAGUCAAAAACUAUCAGAGAUAAACAGCUGUGUUUCAGUUGGGAUUGCGUCUGCAAUAUUUCUGUGCCAGAAAUCUGAAACCAGAAGUUACUAAGAGUUCUUGCAUAACAAAAUCAGUUUUUAACUCAUAGAAUCUGUACUACAUGUGUUUUGUAUUUGAUUGUACUGUAAUUACAGGAUUGUCGCAGGUCUUAAAACACUUUAAAAUUGACAAACCGUUAAGAGAUGUUGUUUUAAAAGGUCUCGGGCGUAAGGGAUUUUUGUUGGGAUUGACUUAAUCUUUCAGUCGGCUCAAUUUGUCCAUGUUUUCCUCUUUGAUGUACGAGGGGCGUUCGAGUCAAACCUGGGCGUUUGAUUGCGCAGAUCAACAGAACACAGUUAUGAGAGUAAAACUUUUUUUUUUUUUUGUAUGGGAGCACCUUUUUAUGGGGGAAAAAAAAUUUGCCUAGUUUGAUCAACAAAGGCGUAUUCUGUUUCUGCAGGACAUUGUACAACCUCAUACUGCCCAUCGUAACAGUUGCACAUUACAGGAACUCAGCUGGGAGUUAUUGCUACAUCCUCCGUACAGUCCUGACUGAGCCUUUUAACCACAUAUUAGGUUAAUUAACAGAGUUCCUGGGAGGGCAGCUUUUCAAACGUGAAGCAGGCUCUGGCGUAUUGAGACAACGUUCUACCUUGAUGGUAUCCAUGCACUAGUGAAACACUGGGGAUAAGUGCAUUAGUGUAGCCGGGGAUUAUAUAGGGGAAUAAAGGGAGUUUUGACUGUAAUAACUCUGUUCUGUUAUUAUGCACAAUCAAAAGUCCACCAAAUACUUUGAAUGUAUUCAGAGUAAACCUCUUAUCACAGAUUCAGUUUCUUCCCUAAAGCAGAGGAACGGAUCCUCUAACAUAAAUUGAGAUUUAACUCUGAAUUAAUUAUUUAUACCCUGUGACUGCAGGUAUUUGGGAGAGAUUUAAGAGAGAUUUAAUUAGGAAGUAGAGUGUAAAUGUUUAAAAAUGUAAAUGGUGUAUAUAAUUAUUUUUGCUGUUUUGAGGGCAACUACAGUAGAUAACAGUUGGGACAAACCUUUUCUGACUUUUCAUGGUUGGUAUUAAAAACUACUUUGUAAUCUGGCUUAGCAUCAUUAUGUAUCAGACUACAUCUGGGAGGAAGACAUGGUUACUUUGUUGAUCGCUUUGACCUGACUUUGGGUAAGCAGCAAAAGAGGAAAGGGUACUGCUUGUUUCGAUUACACGAUCAGAUCGAGCGGUACCUUUACUCUUUUGCUGCGUACCAAAGCUUUGUGUUCACAUGAAAAGCUGCAUGUGGAUCAAAGUUGUUCUGCAUGACAUCCCAACGUUUGUCAGUCAACAGUCCAUGAAAGUGUUCGACAUUCAAGUGCAAUCAUUCAUUAAUUGAAAUACAGUGUAAGUUGGCACUUUUUCAUACACAUGACUAGUGUUGAUGGAUUCUUCGUUUUUCUCAAAUGUUUGUUUUCAUUUCCUUUAUCUUUAAUGCCAAUACAAUAAACUGGAAGUAUGACUGUUAA
Molecule: messenger RNA, 5180 nt
Organism: Clarias gariepinus (North African catfish)
Lineage: Eukaryota; Metazoa; Chordata; Actinopteri; Siluriformes; Clariidae
Gene: itpkcb
Product: inositol-trisphosphate 3-kinase Cb
Exons: 7
Coding region: 46-1947 (633 amino acids)
Biological process (GO): inositol phosphate biosynthetic process
Cellular component (GO): cytoplasm; nucleus
Molecular function (GO): inositol tetrakisphosphate kinase activity; inositol-1,4,5-trisphosphate 3-kinase activity
Source: RefSeq, a predicted model, not a curated record